This is a messenger RNA of Protopterus annectens (West African lungfish), 4334 nucleotides long. It is a transcript of the gene IL17RA, whose product is annotated as interleukin 17 receptor A. The coding region runs from base 252 to 3071 and encodes 939 amino acids. Lineage: Eukaryota; Metazoa; Chordata; Ceratodontiformes; Protopteridae. Gene Ontology annotation, molecular function: interleukin-17 receptor activity. The transcript is spliced from 14 exons. The record is from RefSeq and is a predicted model, not a curated record.
UAUAAACUUCCGUAUGAAGCAAGGAGGAAGUUAUGAUUAAAUAUGUUUUAUACUGCGUCUCGAGUUCAAUGGUGGAGAAGUUUUGAAACAGAUCUGAUUUGACUGGUGUGGAAACAGAACGUUCUUGUUUAAGCUGUCUGAAGAACCUGUGGAAACCUAACCCUCAGUGUCGGACACUAGCAGACUGACAGCAGUGCCUGGACUGUUAUUAUCAAAUCCUUAAUGUUCAACUUGAACACGGAUUUUUCAGGAUGGCUGUGGCCUUUUAUUUACAGCUGAUGGCAUUACUUGUCUGUACCUUGCCAUCUGGGCUCUGCAUUCAGAUUAUUGAAAAACCACCAGAUGGCUGCUCACAGAUGGGACUGAACUGCACUUUGAUCUUGCCACGUAUCAUCUGUGUUGACAAGAGCUGGUUUAAGGAUGCAAAAUGGACUCCAUCUCCUCCAAAAGACAUAAAUGUGAGAUUACAGAGUACAAAGAAUAAGGAGGGACACUUAAUCCCUGUGCUGCUGGUCACAUGGAGGCUUGCUACUGAUGCAAGCAUUAGUUAUGCAUAUGGGUCUGAGAUUUCAGUGCUAAAACACAACACGCAGGAACAUUCAUGUGUCAUUUAUAAUUUCACAAACGGAAUUAAAACACAGCUGAAUCCUUACCAAAAGUCGUGGACAUUUUCUUUUGCUGGAUUUGUGGCUGAGCCUGGUAGCACGUACAAUGUAUCUGUCUACAAUUUACCAAGACCCAACUUUUACAGUGACAAAUAUGAUGUUUCUAAAACAUUUUCAGUUCCUGAUUGCAGUAGUGCGGAGAUGAAAGAGUAUGAAAUUUGCAUUGUUCAAGGCAGCAAGUGGAAUCCUGAGAUAACAUAUAAUGUCAGUGAUGGUGAAGUGCAUGUAUCCUUCAUUUCAAGCAGUCAUUCAUUGGAUGGUUACAGGAUAACAUUAAGCAGUCAUAUGGAUCGUGACUUGUGCAACACUGAUUUCAAAGACAUCCCUAAGGUGUCCCUCAAAAUGGUGACUGUUAAAUUUUCCACUAAAAAGUGGAAAAGGGCUUGCUGUAAUUAUUUUAUUCAGAUUCAGCCAUUUUUUAUUCCAUGUCGAAAUGACUGCGUAAGAUAUAACAGGACUAUUGAGUGUCCCACCACACCAUUUGUCCCAAAUGCUCCACGUCCUCCAGAACAACUUCAGAUGUAUUGGCUUAUCCUGUGUAUUAUUGGAGUCAGUAUUCUGUUAUGUUUUCUGCUUCUAAUGAUCAAAUACUUAAGAAAUAAAGGUGACUCUAAGCCCAGUAUUCCAGGCCCAGUUCUACCCCCUCCACUGAAAACAAGAAAAGUUUUAAUAAUCUAUUCCAAGGACCAUCCACUCUAUGUUAAAAUUGUGCUCAAGUUUACAGAGUUCCUUAGGACUGUUUGUGGUACAGAUGCAAUCUUGGACUUGCUGAACACACACGAAAUUGCAAAGAUGGGACCCAUUCAAUGGCUGACUCAUCAAAAAACGGAGCUAGAAAGUUCUUCUUCUAAAAUUCUCAUUUUAUGUUCACGUGGAACUCGGGCUAAGUGGAAUGCUAUGCUAGGAGAGGCUGAGAAGGCUGUUUUGUUAAAACAAGAUCAGCUGUCUCCAGUUCACGACAUGUUCACUCCUGCUCUGAACUUAAUUUUACCUGAUUUCAAGAAACCAGCCUGUUUUGGGAAAUACAUCAUUGCCUACUUUGAAGACGUGAGCUGUGAAAGAGACAUUCCUGAGCCAUUCAAUGUUAUACCUAGAUAUCGAUUAAUGAAACACUUUGAGGAAAUCUAUUUUCGGAUCCAAGACCUGGAGCUGCAUGAACCUGGGAAAACUCAUAGAGUGGAGGGUAUUGGACCCAAUGAUUACUUCAGGUGUUCUAGUGGUAGUCAGCUUUUGCAAGCAAUACAGAUGUUCCAAAACUGGCAGAGUUGUCACCCUGAUUGGUUUAAAGAUGAAUGCCUUUCAUCAGAAGUUGAAGAACUGGAUGAGCUUGAUGUAUCAAGCACUUGUGAUCCAUUAUUACCAGUGAAAGGGGUAGCAAAAACAAGCUUGGUUGUGAACAUACCAGGGCCAUUUUAUUGCAAUGAUGUCCGUGUCCUCGAGCCACAGAAGGAAACUAUGUUAAAAGAGCCUCAGUUAGCAUAUGAAGAUGGAAACUAUUUAGCAUCACAGAAUAAAGUCACAGUCAGUUAUGAUAAGGCAUAUGAAAACAUUGCAGUUUGCAUAACAGACCCCCUCAGCUCAGGUUUUAAAAAUGGGAGAGUCAAUGAUAUAAUGCCUUUGUCUACUUUAAGGACACUGGAGGAUGGUAGCAUUGUAAAUGGGGAUGUAUGUUUUCCAUACAGAAAUGACUUACUUCUUUAUGAAAUCCCCAGUACCUCAAAGGUUAUGAUCAACAGCUUACAGACAACUGAUAGUCAAAAUGACUCAUUACUUAUGGUCAACAGCUUACAGCCAGCUGAUAAUCAGGAUGACUCAUCAGUUAUGGUCAACAGCUUACAGACAACUGAUAAUCAGGAUGACUCAUCAGUUAUGGUUAGCUGCUUACAGCCAACUAACCAUCAGGAUGACUCAUCAGUUAUGGUCAACAGCUUACAGCCAACUGAUAAUCAGGAUGACUCAUCAGUUAUGGUCAACAGCUUACAGCCAACUGGUAAUCAGGAUGACUCAUUAGUUAUAGUCAACAGCUUACAGCCAGCUGGCAAUCAGGAUGAGCCAGCAAGCCACCUUUCUAACGAUGUGAAGAAACAGCUUGAAGACCUACAACGGAUGUUGUUCAUAGGAAGCUUACAGAUUCCAAGGGAGCAGAGUGUACUGCAGGAUGUACAGUACCCACUCUAUGAACUUCACUGCGAGACCUUAAAGGGACAGAGAGAAUCCCUGCAGUCUGACCAGGGCUACAUUUCCAGAUGUUCUUCUCAGCUUCUUGAAGUACCUGUGGAUGCAACAAAUGACAGCACUUCCCAACAAAAUUCCCCAGAUGCAUUAGAAGAACUAAGAAAACUGCAGCAGUUGCUAUUUCAAGAAAGUCAACAAAGUGCAUCUCCCUACAAUUUGGAAGUUAUUUAAGAAAAAUAUAUUUCAGGGUGUUACUGUAGCUCCCAUGUUUAGCUUAUGAUGGACAAUUAAAAGUUGCAGUUUCAUUAGUCUGAACAUGGACUAAAGCUGUUGUUAAUGUAUUUUUUCAUUGCUUUUAAUUUUAAUGUAUUAUAACGGGAAUUCAGUGCACAGGAUCAAAGGAGAUUACUAGGCUGUCGGCCUGGAGGUCAUUUUUAAGCCUAGCCGUUUCUUCCCAAUGUAAUACCAUGAAAAUGCUAGUCAAGCUCCAAAACUGCAUUUAGUGAUAACUGCCCAUUUCCAGGAGGUUCAUGUUAGCAUGUUAUGCUAGAUGUCUGUGUCCUUGAGCCACAGAAGGAAAUUAUGUUAACAGAGCCUCAGUUAGCAUGUGAAGGUGGGAACUAUUUAACAUCACAGAAUAAAGUCACAGUCACUUAUGAUAAGGCAUAUGAAAACAUUGCAGUCUACAUAACAGACCCCCUCAACUCAUGUUUUAAAAGUGGAAGAGUCAGUGAUAUAAUGCCUUCAUCAGCUUUAAAGACACUGGAGGGAUGGUAACAUUGUAAAUGGGAAGUAUGUUUGCCAUAUCGAAAUGACUUAAUUCUUUAUGAAAUCCCCAGUACCUCAAAGGUUAUGAUCAACAGCUUACAGACAACUGAUAAUCAAAAUGACUCAUCAGUUAUGGUCAACAGCUUACAGCCAACUGAUUAGGAUGAUUUAUCAGUUAUGGUCAACAUCUUACAGCCAACUGAUAAUCAGGAUGACUCAUUAGUUAUAGUGAACAGCUUACAGCCAUUUGGCAGUCAGGAUGAGCCAGCAAGCCACCUUUCUAACGAUGUGAAGAAACAGCUUGAAGACCUACAAUGGAUAUUGUUUGAAGGAAGCUUCCAGAUUCCAAGGGAGCAGAGUGUGCUGCAGGAAGUAUAGUACCCACUCUAUGAACUUCACUGUGAGACCUUAAAGGGGCAGAGAGAAUCCCUGCAGCCUGACCAGGGCUACAUUUCCAGAUGUUCUUCUCAGCUUCUUGAAGUACCUGUGGAUGCAACAAAUUACAACACUUCCCAACAACAUUUCCCAGACGCAUUAUAAAAACUAAGAAAACUGCCGCAGUUGCUAUUUCAAGAAAGUCAACAAAGUGCAUCUUCCUACAAUUUGGAAGUUAUUUAAGAAAAAUAUAUUUCAGGGUGUUAUUGUAGCUCCCAUGUUUGGCUUGUGACUGACAGUUAAAAGUUGUAAUUUCAUUAGUCUGAACAUGGAUUAAAACUUGUUAAUGUA